Messenger RNA from Pantherophis guttatus, 1056 nucleotides. Lineage: Eukaryota; Metazoa; Chordata; Lepidosauria; Squamata; Colubridae. The record is from RefSeq and is a predicted model, not a curated record.
AUGGGACCUUCCGGCCUCCUGCUCUUCCUCUCCAUGGGCUCUGCUCUGUUCCCCAUCUCCCUGCCAAUGGGAUCUAUCAAGCUUCCUAUAGGCCAGGGUCCUCUCCCUUCUUUGACCUCAAAUAUUUGCGGCCCUCAUCCCGUCUCCGGCACUUGUCUUUCCGAGAUUACGCGUUGGUUUUACAGUCCGGAACAGAGGAAGUGUGAGAACUACUUCUAUUGCGGAGGGAAUCCGAAUAACUUCAUGACACUGGAGGACUGCAAGCGUGCCUGUUCCCUCUCAGCUCAGCUCAGGCCCAGCUCCUGCCCGCCCCCCUCGGCCUUCCCGAAGAAGAGUUGCCGCGAUUUCUGCUCUGCGCACGGCGACUGCUCGGGUGACCGGCUCUGCUGCGACACUGGCUGCGGGCACCAGUGUCACCUGGCUGUAGGAGCCAUCCGUGGCUACUGCCCCUGGCGGAACCCCCUGGACAGCCACCCGCUCCUCUGCGGCUCCAGCUGCCAACAGGAUGCUGACUGCACCCUCGCUUACCCCGGGAGGAAGUGCUGCCGGUACGGCUGCGUCGAGACCUGCGUGCCGCCCGUGGAAGAGCACCCAGGUGCCUGCCCCAAGAUGCCCGUGAUACAGACCGUCGAACCGUGCCGCAACGCCUGUGCCGAUGACCGGCAGUGUCCACCGAAGAAGAAAUGCUGCUUCGACGGCUGCCGCCUCUCCUGCCUGGACCCAGUGCGCUAUUCGCAAUGCCAUCUGCCUGCCAAGCCGGGACCCUGUCCGGCAGUGCACCACCGGUACUUCUACAACCGGAGCCAGGGCCGCUGCCAGCUCUUCUUGUACGGCUGCAUGGGCAACACCAACAACUUCAGGAGCAUGAGCGAGUGCCAGAGAGCCUGCGGCAGGAGCCAGCCAUGUAGGCCAGCCUUUUCUCCCGAGAAUCCGGAAGGGGCAGCAGCCGCCAUUGGCAUCGGCACAAAGAAGCUGCUGAUUAAAUCCCCUCAGCCAGAACAGGGAGACGGGCGAGGCAGGGGGCCACCUGCGACCCCAAUCAAGGCAUCUGAUUGA